Molecule: messenger RNA, 1642 nt
Organism: Zootoca vivipara (common lizard)
Lineage: Eukaryota; Metazoa; Chordata; Lepidosauria; Squamata; Lacertidae
Gene: TDRD10
Product: tudor domain containing 10
Molecular function (GO): RNA binding
Source: RefSeq, a predicted model, not a curated record
CGUUUUAGCUAGCGUUAACAGAGCGUUAACAGAAACGGCAUCCUGAUAUCCGUGUUUUGCAACUCUCCCUUUCCAAUAAAAGUCCUGCGCGACGGAAGAAUGCGGAUUGAUUCCGGAUUCGAAGCGCGCACGGCUGUUGCAUCCGCACGCCGCCCUGCCAGCGUGGCUCAGGUUGAUGUUUCCCUGGACCCUUUGAAGAUGUCAAACCCUGGCAACGAGAGGAAUAAUGGCAAAACUCUGAAGAAGCAUGUCAAAGCAGCUCCACUAAGGCAUCCUGGGUCCUUCAAGAAAAAAGAAUUGGAAGUUUUUGUCGGCAAUCUCCCGUUGGAUAUCAGGGAGACAGACUUAGCGAUUGCGUUCAGGGAGUUUGGCGUGAAGACGGUCAGGAAACACAAGACAACUUUUACCAGCUUUGGGUUUCUGGAGCUGGCGUCCGCCGACAUGGUCAAGCUCGCCAUCGAGCGGAUGAACGGGAGCCAGGUUCAUGGGCGGCGCAUAAUAGUGGCUGUUGCAGAGGACAGGAGGGUCCGCGAGCCCACAAACACGGACACGGAGAUGCCGGAUUUGGAACCCAUCCCCUUGGAAGAAACUGGACCCAAGUGUGAUCCUCCCCCAAAAGCUGACACCCAGACCUUGGACCCUUCGAAGCUGAAGGUCCUUUAUGCCAUUCCCAUGGAAAUGAGAACUUUGUUCUUGCUGCAGAUGUUAACAGAUUGCUUUCGGGAUGUGGACUGGCUGUUCUCCAUAGCAAAAUUCGUAGGGAAAGCUGCACUGCUGGUGUUGGAUACCGUUCCGCAGACCCCCUUCUUCUGGGCCAUCCAUCUCACAGAGGAAUGUCAUAAGGCUAUGCGGACGCUGUUCAGGGCCUUGGCAGAAAGUGAGUCUUGUGCUCCUUUUCUGACAAAGCAAGAGGUUCAGCGAGGGACACGCUGCUUGGCAGAGUGCAUUGUGGGGGAUGAAGGCAAUGCCUGGAACAGGUGCUGGGUUGUGGAGAAGGUGGAAGAUUUGGCGGUAGUGUUCUUUGUGGAUUUUGGCCGCUCUGCCACUGUCCCGCUUAAUUCCCUGCGGAAGCUGGACAGGGAUGAUUUCUGGGCGAUAAAACCUUUGGCACAGCCGUUUGCACUCCAGGAAGAGGUUUUCCCACCUCAAAUCAUGAUGAGACAAAUCCUGGAAGGGAAGGUGGUUGGCCCAUUGAAGACAGAGCGACACAUUUUGGAGUUUUCCAUCGAAGCCGAGUAGAAGGAAGUUGUUAAAAGAAAUUCUGGAGAGAACAUUCGACAAGCAAGCUGAUGGGCUCUUGGGAAAAAGGAUUGUAAAUGUUUUUGAUGGGAGAUGGGGUAAGCGGAAAGAUGCUUUGCAUUCAUUUCCUACACCUUCCUGUUUCUAUGCAUUUUGGGGGGGGGGCUCUGUAUCUGUUUAAAACAAGGCAGAUUAAGUGUGCCUUGUUGUGGCAGGAAGAAAAAAAGAAUGUCUUUCUCUUAAUAAAAAGCAUUUUGCCGUAUUAGUGGUGUUCAUAGAUGGAGGGUUUGAAGAGGCAAGGAAUGUUUAAAGUUUGCCUUCUGGAUGAAAACUAUUGAUUGGGGCCUGUUCUUUCCACCUUGUUUCUGGAGUUUAGUUGAUUAAAACAAAAUAUAUACAUGUA